Molecule: messenger RNA, 685 nt
Organism: Helianthus annuus (common sunflower)
Lineage: Eukaryota; Viridiplantae; Streptophyta; Magnoliopsida; Asterales; Asteraceae
Exons: 2
Coding region: 92-685 (197 amino acids)
Source: RefSeq, a predicted model, not a curated record
GCUCCAUAGACUUGUGUGGCUUGUUGACAAAGUUGUAGAGUCACAACGCAUACAAAUAAACCUCACUUUUCAGGAUAGCCGGUCCUUGAAAAUGGGGGACCACAUGAUAUCAUUCUUUGAUAACCUACGUGGUAAUGUUUCCCUGAAAGCACUAGAUUUGUUGCUUGUGGAGAAGAAAAAGAUACGUACGUUGCUCGCAGCAGGGGGGACUUGUGGUCAUGUGCUUUUUACGAGUUGUGGGUUGCCAUGUGCUUGUCGGAUGGAGUGGUGGGAAAAUACAAAUUGCAAAAUUCCUCUUGCCGCCGUAGACAAAUUCUGGACAAAACUAGAUUUCAAUGCUGAAGAACUUAAGGAAGACGAUAAUAAUCUUCGGGAGGAAAUGGACAGAGUCAUGCAACAACUGAAGGCGCAACCACCGAUAGUGUUAAAAAGUAUGUUGUCGGAGAUAAAGGAGGUGGUGAAUCCAAGUAUGACUGACCAUCAACCGCCUGAGGUACAACAAGAUACUCGGGGGCGCCCAACCUCUAAAGCACAACAAAAAAAGAAGGAGGAGGUUGCGAGACGUAAAGAUACCCGGUCCGAAGCAAAAGGCAAAAGCCAAAAGAAGGACGAGGAGCUCAAAAGCCAGCAGUGCAACGCAGUCGUUCAAAGAAAAAUAAGGCUAAAAAGACAGUUGAAAUUAUAG